GGCAGGACCAAAACUCGCACACACCCCCUUCAUCUCGUUGACAGCGAUCGCAAUCACUGCAAGCAGACCAACCAAGCAAGCAAGCAGACCCAGACCAAGCAAGCGAGACAGCCAGCGAUGUCAACUGCUGACGACAAACAAAAGGCUGUGGAGAUUGCCACCGCAAAGGCGGUCCUGCGGUACUCGCCGUACCUGGCGUAUCGCCCAUUCCUCCCCUCUGAGUGUUUUGUGGAUGUGCUGGCGGGAAGCGAGGGUGCUGGGGACUUUUGCUGGUGCGUGAGCCGCGACACGGGGUUCAUGCAGCGUCUGUGCUAUGGCGGCUUCCUGCCCAUUGCCACCCCCGUCCGCGGCAAGUUGCGCAGCGUGGUGCUGCCGAAGCUGCACGAGGAGCGAUGCGUCGUCACUGACCUGUCACGACUGCGCGUGUCGCGGUCCUGCCGCAAGCGCGCACGCAAGCUCGAGUUCUCCGUGGACACGUGCUUCGAGGCCGUGCUGGACAAGUGUGUGGAGCAGCACGGCAUGAACUGGAUCGGCCUUCUGGCAAAGGAGUUUCUCGACAUGUACCGCCACCCGGCCCACGGCGUGCGCAUGCACUCCAUCGAGGUGUGGGACGGCGAUGAUCUGGUGGCGGGUGAAAUUGGAUGGGCAUGCGGCAGCAUCUACACCAGUGCGACUGGGUUCACGCGGGAGAGCGGUGCAGGCUCUGUGCAGCUCUGUGCGCUGGGCUGUCUGCUCCGCCGUCGUGGCUUCAUGGCGUGGGACUUUGGCAUGGGCAUGCAGUACAAGUACGAUAUGGGCGCACAGGAUGUGCCCCGCCCGGCGUUUGUCGCCCUCUUUCGCAAGGCGAGGGCGGUGGCGACCACGUUGGAGUGCGCGCGUGCAAAUGCGCGCGAUGUGAUUGAUGGAACGCACGCGCAGACGAAGAAAGAGGGAGAGCAGCAAGAGGGUGAAGAGGAGGGUGAAGGGAAAGAGGGAAGUGGGUUGAAGCAAGCAGGUGCCAAGGAUGAGAGCAUGGGUGAAGGGAAGGAAGGAGAGAAGGUGCAAAAGGCAGCAAAGGGACGUGUGAACGAGGAGGCGCGCCGAAGAAAGCGAGAGAAGCGAGAGAGACGCAGACAGGAGCGCAUGCGAUGGACGAGGGAGCACGCGGGCAAGGGCAAGGAUGGCGGCCAGGCAGUGACCACAUCAGCCGACAGUGGUACACCCGAUGGUGGCGAUGGUGCUGGUGAUGAGAAGAAGAAGAAGAAGAGUGUGCAGUGAUGGUUCGAGCCAGGUGUUUGCACUGGUCUUGAUGCUGAAGAAGUGAAGGAAGAAGAGUUGUGGCGUGAGGGUGGAACGACAUGGACGAUCGCGUUUGUUUUUGUUUUUUUGACUUGUGCACCUUUUUGAUUCUUGUUAUUGCUUCUGCCG
Molecule: messenger RNA, 1407 nt
Organism: Salpingoeca rosetta
Lineage: Eukaryota; Choanoflagellata; Craspedida; Salpingoecidae
Exons: 5
Coding region: 118-1257 (379 amino acids)
Biological process (GO): protein catabolic process
Cellular component (GO): cytoplasm
Molecular function (GO): leucyl-tRNA--protein transferase activity
Source: RefSeq, a predicted model, not a curated record